AUGCGCCUCAACAGCACCGCACCCGCGCCCCCCAGCCGGACAGAACCAGGUUCUUUCAGUUUGGAGACGUCGGAGGGUGGAGUGGGGGACCGGGCACUCCUGGCCCCGGGCUACAGCAACAGCACUGCCAACUCGUCAGAACGGCUCCUCACCCCAGACACUGACCUGGACGUGAAUACAGAUAUCUACUCUAAGGUGCUGGUCACCGCCGUUUACCUGACGUUAUUCGUGGUGGGCACGGUGGGGAACUCGGUCACUGCCUUCACACUGGUGCGCAAGAAGUCGCUGCAAAACCUGCAGAGUACAGUCCACUACCACCUGGCCAGUCUGGCCCUCUCUGACCUCCUCAUCCUCCUGCUGUCCAUGCCCAUCGAGCUCUACAACUUCAUCUGGGUCCACCACCCUUGGGCCUUCGGUGACGCCGUGUGCCGGGGUUACUACUUCCUUCGAGAUGCUUGCACUUACGCCACCGCUCUCAAUAUCGCCAGCCUCAGCUUGGAGCGCUACAUGGCUAUCUGCCACCCGUUCAAGGCCAAGAGCAUCAUGUCCAGGAGCCGAACCAAGAAGUUCAUCAGCUGCAUCUGGUUCCUCUCCUUCCUGCUGGCCAUCCCCAUGCUCUUCACCAUGGGCCAGCACAACGCCAGCACAGAUGGCGACCCCAACGGCCUCAUCUGUACUACGAUAGUGGAUACUUCCACGGUGAAGAUCGUCAUGCAGGUCAAUGCAUUCAUCUCCUUCCUAUUCCCAAUGGUGGUCAUUUCAAUCCUGAACACCAUCAUUGCUGACCAGCUUACCAUCAUGUUUCACCAGGCAGCCCAGCAAAACCAGGUCUGCACAAUUGGAGGGCAACAGACCAUGCUUAGUAUGUCCAUAGAACCCAGCCGUGUCCAAGCUCUAAAGCAUGGAGUUCGAGUCUUGCGUGCAGUGGUCAUUGCCUUUGUAGUCUGCUGGCUGCCCUACCACAUUCGUCGUUUGAUGUUCUGCUAUAUCCCGUCUGAUCACUGGUCCCCGUUCCUCUAUGAUUUCUACCACUACUUUUACAUGCUCACCAAUGUCCUCUUCUAUGUCAGCUCCACCAUCAACCCCAUUCUCUACAACUUGGUGUCAGCCAACUUCCGGCAGAUCUUCAUUUCCACCCUGGCUUUCCUCUGCCCUCCCUGGAGAAGAAGGAAAAAAAGGCCGAGGUUCUCCAGGAAGUCCAACAGCAUCUCCAGCAACCAUACCUUUUCCAGCAAUGUCACCCGGGAAACACUCUACUAG
Messenger RNA from Trichosurus vulpecula (common brushtail), 1260 nucleotides. It is a transcript of the gene NTSR1, whose product is annotated as neurotensin receptor 1. The record is from RefSeq and is a predicted model, not a curated record. Gene Ontology annotation, cellular component: plasma membrane. Gene Ontology annotation, biological process: neuropeptide signaling pathway. Gene Ontology annotation, molecular function: G protein-coupled neurotensin receptor activity. The coding region runs from base 1 to 1260 and encodes 419 amino acids. The transcript is spliced from 4 exons. Lineage: Eukaryota; Metazoa; Chordata; Mammalia; Diprotodontia; Phalangeridae.